Huiozyma naganishii CBS 8797 is the source of this 1350-nucleotide messenger RNA. RefSeq names its product adenosylhomocysteinase (gene SAH1). Gene Ontology annotation, biological process: L-methionine cycle. Gene Ontology annotation, molecular function: adenosylhomocysteinase activity. Lineage: Eukaryota; Fungi; Ascomycota; Saccharomycetes; Saccharomycetales; Saccharomycetaceae. The transcript has a single exon. Bases 1 to 1350 code for a protein of 449 amino acids. Gene Ontology annotation, cellular component: cytosol. The record is from RefSeq and is a predicted model, not a curated record.
AUGUCUGCCCCAGCCCAGAACUAUAAGAUUGCCGAUAUCUCUCUUGCCGCCUUCGGGAGAAAGGAGAUCGAGCUGGCCGAGCACGAGAUGCCAGGUCUGAUGGCCAUCAGAGAGGCGUACGCCAAGGUGCAGCCAUUGAAGGGCGCCAGAGUUGCCGGGUGUCUGCACAUGACCAUCCAGACCGCCGUGUUGAUCGAGACUUUGGUUGCCUUGGGUGCCGAGGUCACCUGGUCCUCCUGUAACAUCUACUCCACGCAGGACCACGCUGCCGCUGCCAUUGCCGCGUCCGGUGUUCCUGUGUUUGCCUGGAAGAGUGAGACCGAGGAGGAGUACACCUGGUGUAUUGAGCAGCAGUUGUUCGCCUUCAAGGACGGUAAGAAACUUAACCUGAUCUUGGAUGAUGGUGGGGACUUGACCUCUUUCGUCCACGAAAAGUACCCAGACAUGCUUGAAGGUUGUUUCGGGUUGUCCGAGGAAACCACCACUGGUGUCCACCACUUGUACAGAAUGAUGAAGAAGGGAAUUCUAAAGGUCCCAGCCAUCAACGUGAACGACUCCGUCACAAAGUCCAAGUUCGACAACUUGUACGGGUGCAGAGAGUCCCUGAUCGACGGUAUCAAGAGAGCCACAGAUGUCAUGUUGGCCGGUAAAGUCUCCGUUGUUGCCGGGUACGGUGAUGUCGGGAAAGGUUGUGCCGCUGCGCUAAGAGGCAUGGGUGCCCGUGUCCUUAUCACCGAAAUCGACCCCAUCAACGCUCUACAGGCCGCCAUGGAGGGUUACGAAGUUGUCGACAUGGAGAACGCCGCCUCAAGAGGUCAAGUGUUCGUCACCACCACCGGUUGCAGAGACAUCAUCAAGGGGGAACACUUCUUGAAGAUGCAAGAAGAUGCCAUUGUUUGUAACAUCGGUCACUUCGACAUUGAGAUCGACGUCGCCUGGUUGAAGGAAAACGCCAAGGAGUGCAUCAACAUCAAGCCUCAAGUCGACCGUUACUUGCUAUCAACGGGCCAACACAUCAUCUUGUUGGCCAACGGGAGACUGGUCAACUUGGGUUGUGCCACUGGUCACUCCUCGUUCGUCAUGUCGUGCUCCUUCUCCAACCAAGUCCUUGCCCAGAUUGCCCUUUUCAAGUCUGGCGACAAGCAAUUUAGAGAGGACCACAUCGAAUUCCAAAAGACCGGCCCAUUCGAAGUCGGCGUGCACGUCCUGCCAAAGAUCUUGGACGAAGCCGUCGCCAAGUUCCACUUGGCCAAAUUGGGUGUCCAAUUGACCAAAUUGAGCCCAGUCCAAUCCGAGUACUUGGGUAUCCCAGAGGAAGGUCCAUUCAAGCCCGAUCACUACAGAUACUAA